UGGUUCAGCUCAACACUUGUGUCGCCGAUUUAUUUUCCCUUCUUGACCUCCAGUGCAACAUGCCUCCUUGACAGUGAUGACUCCAAGCUUCAGACAUCCCUUAUAGAUGCACUGAAUUUAGAACAUAUUUCGACUCGAAAGAGAUGUCGGACGUUUCCUAAUCUGUUCUUCCUGGGCCAGGGACAAGGUUCCAAUGAAAAUCUCCUAAACAAGAAAAGGCAUGCCUAUAAAACAGAACAUGGGCAAAAUUAUAGAAGAACCCUUGAGGACAACAGUCCGGCUAGCACUGAAGAUGGAGUAAAGCACCUUCAUUUGGCAAAGUAUUCAGCCGUGAGUCAGAGAUCUUGGGAUCACAAGACCCCACAGUGCUUAUCUUCAGAGGUUAACUUGAAACAGACAUUCCCAUCAGCGCAUGGUCUCUUUAGUCCACAUUGCAAUCCAACGUGUCCUUCACCUUCCAUCAUGCCAACCCUUCCUGAAGAUGUGGGACAGCCGACCGAGGCACAGCACUCCAUUUUGCCUUCUCCGGUCAAAGAGCCCCCUAUUGAAGCAGCAACAUGCAACACACCUUCUAUAGUUCUUCCAGAGUAUACAAUUACACCGGGAACAGAAAGAGAGCAAAAUCUAGCUUUCAGACCAGUUAGUCCUCAUCCGAGACAUUCUAACAGGAAUGCUAGGACAUCAGCUAGCUCACUGACUUCCGUGGACAGUGCAGGUCAUGUAAUUGACCUGGUUAAUGACCAGCUGCCAGAUGUUACAAUCUCCGAAGAAGAUAAAAAAAAGAACCUUGAAUUGUUAGAAGAAGCAAAGAGGGUGAGUGAGAGGUUCCUCACACGUAGAGGAAGAAAAUCGAGAAGCAGCCUCUCUGAAUCUCCCACAGCCUUAUCGCCUUCACUUAGUCCCAGUAUCUCACCUGUGCCAUCUCGGAGCAACUCUCUGACUCUUCCAAGUCCAACAGGUUCUGAUACAUGUGGAUCCAUUGUUGUUGGUUCAGUGACUCCACUGCAGAACACCACAAAAGGAUUAACCGAUCGAAAGGAGAAUGAUCACGGAAAUGUUUCUCAGGGGAAAGUGGCUCCUCGCACACUUAGUUCAGAAAGCCCAAAGGAGAAGCUAACUGAACAAAAGGAGAACUGUGAUCCUCAUAAACUUAUGGAUAAUCUAUCCCGAUCCUGCACUUCAGGUACUGACACUGGCAGAGUAUCUCUAAAUAGCAGCACAAAUAUUUGUGAAAAUGAACUUGGAAAACUAUUUCCUAAAAAAACAAAAGAAAAUGACUCUCCUUUCAAGGGACACUUGCAAGGCCCAGCCACAGUUACGGUGGACCCAAAGUUAAAGGGCUUCACACCUCUACUGAAGGAUUCCAAAGUCCCACGUAAAACAGAACUUGAUACAUCCGGUUCCCGUCCUCCACUACUGCGAGCUGUGUCAUGGGAUCAUGCAGAACCUGGUAAUAUAGAAAAGGCACCUUUAAAACCACCAUCUGAAGAUGAUAAAAACUUUGCCAUUUGUAAUAAAUCCAGCAACGUAUCAACUAAACCUUCAGCGUUCAAAGACCUCCAGAUACAAGUCCAACCAAUUCGAAUGCAAAAAUUGACAAAACUGAGAGAGGAGCACAUAUUGAUGCGGAAUCAACAUUUAGUUGGACUUAAACUCCCUGACCUCAGUGAAGCUGCUGAACAGGAAAGAGGGUCUUCAACAAUUCCUUUCUUACUGGAGGAGGAGGAAGAGGAGGAAGAAGAGGAGGAAGCAGUGGCAAAGAGUAAAUGUGAUGUCAUGCCCAACAUUCCUGACACUCUUUUACGAAAACUCCGAGUGCACACAUCCCUUCCAGGAAGCUCUCCUCCACUUACUGAAAGAGAAGUUGAGAAUGUAUUUGUGCAACUUUCAUUGGCUUUCAGAAAUGAUAGUUAUACUUUAGAAUCGAGAAUUAACCAAGCCGAGAGGGAGAGAAAUCUUUCUGAGGAGAACACAGAGAAGGAACUGGAUAACUUUAAAGCAGCUAUUACGUCUUCAGCUUCCUUAUGGCAUCACUCUGAACACAGAGACAUGUACCAGAGGUUGUUGGAGGACAUUGCUGUGCUGCAUCGUUUGGCCUCUAGAUUAUCCAGUCGAGCUGAGAUGGUUGGAGCUGUUCGCCAGGAGAAACGCAUGUCAAAGGCCACUGAAGUUAUGAUGCAGUAUGUGGAGAAUUUGAAAAGAACGUAUGAAAAGGAUCAUGCUGAGCUCAUGGAGUAUAAGAAACUUGCCAAUCAGAAUUCUAGCAGGAGCUAUGGCUCCCCUGAAGAUGGUGUGCCCCGUACAUCUAGAUCUAUGUCUCUUUCUAUUGGAAAGAUGCCUAGGAGAAGAGUCAGUGUUGCUGUUGUUUCAAAAUUUGAGCUUCCGGGCCAGUCACCUGGUGCAUCACCCAUACCAUUGAUGCCAUCUUCACUGUCUGAGUCAUCAAAUGGAAGAAGCAAUCUGACAUCAACUCCUGCCUUACCUACGCUUAUAGAGAAUGGGAAAUCAACUGGGGACCCUGAGUGUGAACCUCCUUCUUCAGUGCCAACACUGACUGGCUUGGAAGAGAUCAACCCAGAGACAAAAGCCAAAAUAGAAGAGGAAGCUUACAACAAAGGUUAUCAAGAAGGCUUAAAGAAAACCAAGGAACAUGAAGAGCCGAAAGAAGAUGAUGAAGAGAAAAUGUAUGAAAGCCCCAAUGAACGUGUAGCAGGUGAAAGUGAUUAUGAAAUCAGCAAGCAACACAGCAAACUUGAAGUUAUUAUCCAUUAUGUACAAAUACUGUACCCCAAACUGCAUAAACACUGGAACGUACUUUGGAUUGUAGCAGCCAUUAUCAUCGUAUUUGCUGUGGUGCUAGGAAUCUCUAGUUUAUACAAUUACUUAUCCUCCUGUACUGAGCUAUCAGAUGGGCAACAAGUGAAAGCUACCUGUUCUGCUGUCCAGCAAUACUCCUGGUGGAACUCAGGACUGCAACGUGAUCAGCGCACCAAAUAACAAAAGCAUGAAUAGGGAUAGAAGCCAUUUACAAUACACCAGUACACAGCUGUUUUAAAACAGAAGUGCACAAAGUAAAAUAGCACUUUGUCACUUCCAUGGUGGUCAAAUGUCAUCAGUAUCCCACUACUUAGUUUCUUCUGUGCCAUCAGACUUGUGAUUGCAGUGUGAUUUUUAACUAGCCAGAUACACCAGCCAAUAAAUGCUAUUCUCUCUUUUA
Elgaria multicarinata webbii is the source of this 3217-nucleotide messenger RNA. It is a transcript of the gene IRAG1, whose product is annotated as inositol 1,4,5-triphosphate receptor associated 1. The transcript has 22 exons. The record is from RefSeq and is a predicted model, not a curated record. The coding region runs from base 463 to 2997 and encodes 844 amino acids. Lineage: Eukaryota; Metazoa; Chordata; Lepidosauria; Squamata; Anguidae.